Messenger RNA from Trachymyrmex cornetzi, 564 nucleotides. RefSeq lists its product as uncharacterized. The transcript is spliced from 2 exons. The coding region runs from base 243 to 554 and encodes 103 amino acids. NCBI's taxonomy places the organism in Eukaryota, Metazoa, Arthropoda, Insecta, Hymenoptera, Formicidae. The record is from RefSeq and is a predicted model, not a curated record.
ACGUAUGUAACUAUGUACGCGGUCUAGACGCGUGCUAGGAGAUGCCUAGUGUCCCCGCGGAGCUGCGGGCGGUCGACAGCAACUCGAUCGACAGCACGUCGUCGUAUAGCUUGAAAUCGAGGUUUCGCACCGAAGACCGGGAACACGCGCGCGCGCGAUAGCAUGGCGCUGUCCUCGUUCGAGAGUGUCGCGGUCUUUGGGACAGCUCCGGUGGUUCGCGGAGCUACGCCCGGACGUCGAGUAUGUACGUAGUCGGCGGUGGAACGAUACCGUCUACGUACAUCUACAUCCCGUUCUUCCCUUGUUUUACCCUCGACGUAUCGAGCGCGAUAGUGGUGGUGGUGGCGGCGGUGGCGGCAGCGGUGGCAGCGCGCUGCUGGUGGUGGUGUCGGUGUGGAGGCGGCGGCGGUGGGUUAGUAACGAUGAUGAGAAUCUUUCGCGCCACCUGGUAUAAGAGUGUCGGCGCACAAAGUGAAACGUCGUCGUCGUCGUCCUCGUCCUCGUCGUCGAGGGAAAGCGUGAAAACUGCGAGAGUCGAUGCGAGUAUCGACUAGAGGGAACGAC